Coregonus sp. 'balchen' is the source of this 24084-nucleotide messenger RNA. The record is from the annotation of a GenBank genome assembly. NCBI's taxonomy places the organism in Eukaryota, Metazoa, Chordata, Actinopteri, Salmoniformes, Salmonidae.
GCGGGCUGUGGAUACCCCCAGCAGUGCAAGCCACCACUACCAAAGGAGCAGUCUGUGAGCUGCCAGCCCUCUGGACUGCCUAGAGAAAACAAGUCUCUCUCUCUAUGCUUGGAAAAGUGCAAAACCUCUGAACACUACAAACCUAUUCGAGAAAGUCAGCUCCCUGUGUACCUGAAAAGGCACUCUGGUCAAAGCAAAUCUUUUUACACAUUUUCCAAAAGCAAACAUGCCUGCUGAACACUGCGAGGUGUCUGAACUAAUUGAAGCCAUGGAUUCAAAUGGGUCUUCUGCGCAUUCUGCUGAACCCUGCAUUAUUUCGGACGAAAUAAAAAACUCUUUGGACUAUACUGAACACCAAAAGGUCAAUGGACAAAUGGAUCCCGCUGUGCAUAGUGUCGAUCAUUACAGCAUGAAUGGAGAACAUGCAGAAGAGAGCAAACCUUCUGUGCAUUAUAAUGGACAUUCUGGGGGCUUUGAGCAAUGCAUCAACAAGCCUUGUGAGGACUAUCCUGUUCUCCACAAGCACACUACUCAGGAUAAGUCUUCUGAGUUAAGCAAAUCAUUUGAAGAAUGUUCUCAACAUUGUGAGUGCUUUGACUUCAGCAAGUCCUCUGAGCACUGUGCUAAUGUAUUUAGCCAACACUGUGAACAUUUCACAGAAUGCUUCCAGUCAUCUGAACAAUGCAAGUCUUCUGAUCAACACUGUAACUCCUUUGAGUCAAGUGAACCUGCUGAGAACUCUGAGUUUUUAGAGCAAUGUAAGAUAUCUGACUUCAUUCCUGAUAUCUCUGAACCGAAUGAAUCAAUCAUAACAUUUGAGCACUGUACUGGAAUUUGUGAGUAUUCAGAAAAAUACAAUCAUAUUGAACACUCAGCAGAAUAUAAUGAGACUACAAAGCCAUUUGACGAGAAUUUAAAGCCCUCUGAGCCAACAGUUCAACAAAUUGAAAUCUGUGGGCUUUUUGACUCUGAGUUUUGCAUUAUAUUAGAACCUAUACGUUCUUCAGAUUUGAACAUGCCUUCUCAACACUAUGCUGAACAAGAUGCUCCCAAUGAAAGUAGACAGAUCUCUGCAGUUCAUGAACCUUCUGAGCAAACUCUGCUUGCUGAACAAAGCAAUCAUCAAUCUGCUGAAUAUGAUAUAUCCUCUGGACACUGUGAACUGCAGUGUGAACAGUCUGAGCGAUGUAAUUCUUGUGAGAGCUAUCUUUGUCAACAUCAAAGCACAAAUGACAAAUGCUAUGAGCCUAGCAGUUCAUUUUAUUAUGAGGAAGACAAGUCUUCUGAGUGCUCAUCCAUUGAAACAAGGUCUUUUGAAUCUUUGAUAUAUGACAGUAUAAAUGCAGACCCAUUAACUGAUUCAGUUGAAUCAUAUGAAGCAUUAGUGGAAGAAGGAGCACAGGACAAAUCCAGUGAUGAUCAAACUCAAUUCUAUUCAGAGAUAUGGGAAUCAUUUGAUAAUUGUGCAGAUGUGGUAGAAUGUGAGGAAAGCAAUGCUGAUGAAGACAAACCUCACUCGGAUGCAGUGGUUGUUGAGGAAUUCUUUGACUUAUUUGAUAAAGAGGAUACUUGUGCUUUUGCUCAAAGGCGACCUUAUACCUCCUGUUUUGAAGGGGGAGGGGUGCAUGAGCUGUUUUUCGAACAACACAAAACUCAUGUGUCCAUUAUGAAUGUGGAAGAAACACAAAUGCCCUGCGCAAAAAAAACGCUUGAAGUUUUUAGUCAAGAAGUGGAAGAAGUUGAUGAAUCUUAUGAUGCUUGUGCUGAGGAUCGACAAUUUAAUGUAGACUGUGCUGAUGAUGAGGCAUCAGCCUCUGGAUCCUUUGCAGAUGAGGAAUCAUGUGAAUCUUGUUUUGAAGAAGCCACAGCUUAUGAAGUUGAGUUGUAUGAAGCUUUUGUAGCAGAAGACAAUGCUAUAGAGGCUGAGGCCUAUGAGCCCUUUGUUGAGGAAGAUGAACUUUGCAUUGCUGAAAAUAAAGCUGGUGACGCUCAGGUCAAUGGACCCUUAGUUGAUGAGGACAACAAGUACGACGAACACAGUGCAGAGGAAGCUUCUCAUGGAUCCUCUUCUGACGUGUCUUCUGUUGAAGAUGAUGAAGCAUAUGAGGGUCAAAAAGAUCAAACUGGUGUACCAUGCUUUGAAGAAGAGAGAAUCUGUGAUGAAGAAAUCCAGACAAUAUGCAUCGCAGAAGACAAAUUAUACAAAGCUUAUGGAUCCUAUGAGCCGUGUGAUAAAGAUUGCGAUGCAUAUGGCAGUGAACAUACACAAUUCUCAACCGAAGGGGAAAAUAAUGCACUAUGCACUGAGGCCUGUGAACCAAGUGCUGAAGAGCACAAUGAAUAUCAACGUGAAGCCAAUGAAUCUAAUGUUAAUCAAGAAGCUAAUGGAUUCUGUACUGAAGAAGACUCUCAUGAUCGGUGUAAUGAAAGAUUGGAUUAUGCCAGCACUCCUGAGUCUGAUGGAGUCUGCACUGAGGAGGGAAAGAAUGAUGCUCCAUGUGCUGAGGAGAAUGAAUCUCCUGAAUCAUUUGAGGUUAUAACGAAAGACACUGCAUUAUGCACUGAAGGAAGCAAACCAGCUAUGCCUGAUGGUAUUGAAUUCAAUUGGGAUCAAACUGAUUCCUCCACAACCUCUUCCGAAGAGAUAGAUGAGCAAAACAUGUCAUCUGAAUUGUGUGAGCAGCUGAACACACCAUAUCUGUCUCAGAACUGGGAGGAACACAAUGGGGUCUCAGAUCAUCUCCAACGCCCAGAUUCAGAGGACCUUUCAGAGCAGGUGUCUGAGAAAACAAGUCUCCCUCUCGAUGGUGCUGAACAUAGUAAAGACUCAAUAGACAGCGAGCCACUUGCACAUCAUGCCGAACAAACAGAGCCCUCUGAACAAAGUGAGCUGGAUGAGAAAACGGAGUCGCAUGAAUUUUUUAAGAUUGUGGCCUCUGAACAACUUAGAGAUGAGUCUGAGGAGGAGCUGAGUGACGAGGAGCCCUUGCAGUCCUGUGAAUGCGAGUACUGCAUCCUGCCUAGAGAACAGGUAUUUCAAGGUCUUUGCACCUUGCUUGAAAUGCACUGGAAUAGCUGUGACAUGCACCUAAUUUGAUCAGUUUUACGUUUAGAAAUUUCAGAAGUGUGGAAUAUGAACGUUUCUCAUGGAGUGACAACAAACUGAAAUUUACAAGAGAAAAUAGUGAAAUGUGUUUGUCUAAAUAUUAGGCCUAUUUUUUAAUGUUUUAAUUUUUCACAAAUUGUUAAUUUAGUGUUAGCUUUACAUGUGUUGGCUUUGGAUUGAAUUUGUGAGAACACAACUAAAAUAGAGGAGGAUAUGGCUGAACAUAAGGUUCUUAUUGCUUGGCACAACAGGUGGUAUUUACAGUGGCUUGCAAAAGUAUUCACCCCCCUUGGCAUUUUUCCUAUUUUGUUGCCUUACAACCUGGAAUUAAAUUUGAUUUUUGGGGGGGUUGUAUCAUUUGAUUUACACAACAUGCCUACCACUUUGAAGAUGCAACAUAUUUUCUAUUGUGAAACAAACAAGAAAUAAGGCAAAAAAACAGAAAACCUGAGCGUGCAUAACUAUUCACCCCCCCCCUGCCCCAACCCAAAUUCGAUACAUUGUAGAGCCACCUUUUGCAGCAAUUACAGCUGCAAGUCUCUUGGGGUAUGUCUCUAUAAGCUUGGCACAUCUAGCCACUGGGAUUUUUGCCCAUUCUUCAAGACUAAACUGAUCCAGCUCCUUCAAGUUGGAUGGGUUCCGCUACUGUACAGCAAUCUUUAAGUCAUACCAUUCUCAAUUGGAUUGAGGUCUGGGCUUUGACUAGGCCAUUCCAAUACAUUUAACUGUUUCCCCUUAAACCACUCAAGUGUUGCUUUAGCUGUAUGCUUAGGGUAAUUUUCCGGCUGGAAGGUGAACCUCCUUCCCAGUCUCAAAUCUCUGGAAGACUGAAACAGGUUUCCCUCAAGAAUUUCCCUCUAUUUAGCACCAUCUCAUUCCUUCAAUUCUGACCAGUUUCCUAGUCCUUGCCGAUGAAAAACAUCCCCACAGCAUGAUGCUGCCACCACCAUGCUUCACUGUGGGGAUGGUGUUUUCGGGGUGAUGAGAGGUGUUGGUUUUGCGCCAGAAAUAACGUUUUCCUUGAUGGCCAAAAAGCUCAAUUUUAGUCUCAUCUGACCAGAGUACCUUCUUCCAUAUGUUUGGGGAGUCUCCCAUAUGCCUUUUGGCGAACACCAAACGUGUUUGCUUAUUUAUUUUUUAAGCAAUGGCUUUUUUCUGGCCGCUCUUCCAUAAAGCCCAGCUCUGUGGAGUGUACGGCUUAAAGUGGUACUAUGGACAGAUACUCCAAUCUCCACUGUGGAGCUUUGCAGCUCCUUCAGGGUUAUCUUUGGUCUUUGUUGCCUCUCUGAUUAAUGCCCUCCUUGCCUGGUCCGCGAGUUUUGGUGGGCGGCCCUGUCUUGGCAGGUUUGUUGUGGUUCUUUCCAUUUUUUAAUAAUGGAUUUAAUGGUGCUCCGUGGGAUGUUCAAAGUUUCUGAUAUUUUUUAAUAACCCAACCCUGAUCUGUACUUCUCCGCAACUUAGUCCCUGACCUGUUUGGAGAGCUCCUUGGUCUUCAUGGUGCCGCUUGCUUGGUGGUGCCCCUUGCUUAGUGGUGUUGCAGACUCUGGGGCCUUUCAGAACAGGUGUAUAUAUACUGAUAUCAUGUGACAGAUCAUGUGACACUUAGAUUGUACACAGGUGGACUUUAUUUAACUAAUUAUGUGACAUCUGAAGCUAAUUGGUUGUACCAUAUAUUAUUUAGGGGCUUCAUAGCAAAGGGGGUGAAUACAUAUGCACACACCACUUUUCAAUUUUUUUGAAUAUUUUGAAACAAGUAAUUUUUUUCAUCAUUUGGCUGCUCAUUGACCUAACAUCUAACUAUUUAUUUUCAGGUCCCGGCAAAACCUCUGCUACCUCAAAUCAAGUCAAAAGACUCAGGGAAGAUCUGUGUGGUGAUUGAUUUGGAUGAAACGUUAGUGCACAGUUCAUUCAAGGUAAGCUGACAUGAGCGACCUGCUCUUUGAGGACAAAUGCUAACAGAGUAUACUUGAUUGAUUUCCACUCUCUCUUUAUUACUAAUUAGUAAAGCGUAAUAAAAAAGUAUAAUUUAUUUGAUAAAGAGCAUUGUUUUGUUUUUCUUUGUCCAUACCAAUAUGAAUUUAUUAACCCUUUACACUUGUGGUAAUUGGCCUACAUGGAUAGGGCAACAUUUUAACGUUUCUAGCAGAAUAAAUAUGAGACAAAUAUGCAUAACCAUGGUAGAAAUUGAAAGGGAACACUUUGGAUAUUAUGGGGAAAUUAUCAGAUCAAAAGUGAGGACCCAACGGUUCACUUGACACAAGACUGAAUCCAAACAUCACACUGUUGAUUUUUUUUUUUUUUUUUACAUUUACUGUACUUUUCGCAGCAUUUGUUGAUUACAAAAUCUGAAAAUACUCUAAAUAAAUUCUGUAACAUAAUAACAAUAGUCAUGGAAAGUUUGGGGUAGGUGCAACAUGAGACACAAAAAUGACAAGGGUUUGAGUGAGAGGUCUAACUAGUGUCUAGAGUAUGCACAAUCAGCUAGUUGAUCCCAUAGACUUCCAGUCAUUGCGAUGAUGCAAAUGGCUUUAGAAACAACCUUCACUUCCUUCAAACUGCACACAGACAUAAAAAUGGUAUCCAUGAGUUCAUCUGACUCUGGGUAAGUAAUUGUCAAACUCUCACACUAUCCCUUUAAAGAAUACAAUUGAAUUCCAGGUAACCUUUUACACCUGGUAUUGAAAUUAUAGUCCAUAUCAAAUAUUGUCUGAUAUGCCCCUUCCUGUUUACAACCUUCCUAUAUUUGUGUCAUGUAUCCAUUGUGAUGAGAUUUAUUUGGAAUAUUAAUUGAUGUUAAUUAAUGUUUAUUUAGGUAAUCAACUGCAGUUACUAUUAAACUUGCUUCUAGCGAGUAUUCUUAUCUAAAGUGAGUGAAAAAAGUAUUUGAUCCCCUGCUGAUUUUGUACGUUUGCCCACUGACAAAGACAUGAUCAGUCUAUAAUUUUAAUGGUAGGUUUAUUUGAACAAUGAGAGACAGAAUAACAUCAAAAAGAAUCCAGAAAAACGCAUGUCAAAAAUGUUAUAAAUUGAUUUGCAUUUUAAUGAGGGAAAUAAGUAUUUGACCCCUCUGCAAAACAUGACUUAGUACUUGGUGGCAAAAGCCUUGUUGGCAAUCACAGAGGUCAGACGUUUCUUGUAGUUGGCCACCAGGUUUGCACACAUCUCAGGAGGGAUUUUGUCCCACUCCUCUUUGCAGAUCUUCUCCAAGUCAUUAAGGUUUCGAGGCUGACGUUUGGCAACUCGAACCUUCAGCUCCCUCCACAGAUUUUCUAUGGGAUUAAGGUUUGGAGACUGGCUAGGCCACUCCAGGACCUUAAUGUGCUUCUUCUUGAGCCGCUCCUUUGUUGCCUUAGCCGUGUGUUUUGGGUCAUUGUCAUGCUGGAAUACCCAUCCACGACCCAUUUUCAAUGCCCUGGCGGAGGGAAGGAGGUUCUCACCCUAGAUUUGAUGGUACAUGACCCCGUCCAUCGUCCCUUUGAUGCGGUGAAGUUGUCCUGUCCCCUUAGCAGAAAAACACCCCCAAAGCAUUAUGUUUCCACAUCCAUGUUUGACGGUGGGGAUGGUGUUCUUGGGGUCAUAGGCAGCAUUCCUCCUCCUCCAAACACGGCGAGUUGAGUUGAUGCCAAAGAGCUCAAUUUUGGUCUCAUCUGACCACAACACUUUCACCCAGUUCUCCUCUGAAUCAUUCAGAUGUUCAUUGGCAAACUUCAGACGGGUCUGUAUAUGUGCUUUCUUGAGUAGGGGGACCUUGCGCUGCAGGAUUUCAGUCCUUCACGGCGUAGUGUGUUACCAAUUGUUUUCUUGGUGACUAUGGUCCCAGCUGCAUUGAGAUCAUUGACAAGAUCCUCCCGUGUAGUUCUGGGCUGAUUCCUCACCGUUCUCAUGAUCAUUGCAACUCCACGAGGUGAGAUCUUGCAUGAAGCCCCAGGCCGAGGGAGAUUGACAGUCUUUUAUGUUUCUUCCAUUUGCGAAUAAUCCACCAACUGUUGUCACCUUCUCACCAAGCUGCUUGGCGAUGGUCUUGUAGCCCAUUCCAGCCUUGUGUAGGUCUACAAUCUUGUCCCUGACAUCCUUGGAAAGCUCUUUGGUCUUGACCAUGGUGGAGAGUUUGGAAUCUGAUUGAUUGAUUUAUUCUGUGAACAGGUGUCUUUUAUACAGGUAACAAACUGAGAUUAGGAGCACUCCCUUUAAGAGUGUGCUCCUAAUCUCAGCUCGUUACCUGUAUAAAAGACACCUGGGAGCCAGAAAUCAUUCUGAUUGAGAGGGGGUCAAAUACUUAUUUCCCUCAUUAAAAUGCAAAUCAAUUUAUAAAAUGUUGGACAUGCAUUUUUCUGGAUGUAUUUGUUGUUAUUCUGUCUCUCACUGUUCAAAUAAACCUAGCAUUAAAAUUAUAGACUGAUAAUUUCUUUGUCAGUAGGCAAACGUACAAAAUCAGCAGGGGAUCAAAUAGUUUUUUCCCUCACUGUGUGCUACUCGGUAUAUCCACGAUUGGCUGCAUAAUGGGCAUAAUGUGCUCUUGCCUACCACAGGUGGUCUUGGCAAUCUAAUCACAGUCUGUCCCAAAGGGUGUCACCAGAUAGGCCACAGGUUUAAACUGUCAAUGAAAGUGGCAGCAUUUGAUUGAAGGCGAGUCACAAGGUGUAGUGUGUAUAUAACUGGAUUGAUUGUCCAAAAAAGUAAUAGAGCGGAACUUAUUGUAAAUGAAAUAUUUUGAUUCUCUGAGAAACAUAUUUCAUGUCAUAUUCUCUGAGAGAUAUACAGUUUGUCCUAUUCUAAUUUAAGUUGGCUUGUUUGCUUCCAUAAUAUGGCAACUUUUAUUGAUUUCAGAGUAAUACUGUAAAUUUGGGUGUAUGUAUUCAACUAGAAUACCAAUAGAAAUGUCAAAAACUUGAUUUUCAAUCAUCUUUAAUUACAUGUUACAGAGUAGUUUUAAAAAAGUGUCUUAUUGUUUUAUUUACGAGUGAUUUCAGAUUGGCAUCAACCCUGUGCUCACUGACCUGGAUGUCUGGGUGGCUACUACAUGCUAGUGGUGGGGAGUAAGAGAGGGGACAUUGAAAACCGGGACAUUUUGAAUCACUGACAUCUGUUUAAAUGGAUUUGAAAUUAUUUUGUUAUCUAUGCAUGUGAACCAAUGACCAUGAGGAAGCUAGUGAUGUGAACAAGUCUGGUGUCCUGGUAGAACUUCCACAGAGCAAAAGCAAGUGCCUCUCCAAAAUUUGCUAGUGUCAAAUUCUGACAUGGUGUCCGACGUGGCAUGGAGUCAAAAAUGUUCAAGUAAAACCUUGAAAACAUUCUAACUAUGUGUAUUUAACAAAACCCAUGCAUAUAACUACAGUGCCUUCAGAAAGCAUUCAUACCCCUUGACGUAUUCCACAUUUUGUUGUGUUACAGCCUGAAUUCAAACAAUUUCUGUCACCCAUCUACACACAGUAAUACCCCAUAAUGACAGCAAAUUUAUUGAAAAUGAAAUACAGAAAUAUCUCACUUACAUAAGUAUUCACACCCCUGAGUCAAUACUUUGUGGAAGCAACUUUGGCAGCAAUUACAGUUGUGACUCUUUCUUGGUAAGUCUCUAAGAGCUUUCCACACCUGGAUUGUGCAACAUUUGCCCAUUAUUAUUUUCAAAAUUCUUCAAGAUCUGUCAAAUUGGUUGUUGAUCAUUGCUAAACAACCAUUUCCAGGUCUUGCCAUAGAUUUCAGUCAAGACUGUAACUCAGCCACUCAGGAACAUUCACAUUUUGCCUGUGCUUACCUCCAUUCCAUUUAUUUUUUAUCCUGAAAAACUCCCCAGUCCUUAACGAUUACAAGUAUACCCAUAACAUGAUGCAGCCACCACUAUGCUUGAAGAGCAUAGUAUGGAGAGUGGUACUCAUCUCCUGAGUGGCGCAGUGGUCUAAGGCACUGCAUCGCAGUGCUAACUGUGCCACUAGAGAUCCUGGUUCGAAUCCAGGCUCUGUCGCAGCCGGCCGCGACCGGGAGACUCAUGGGCGGCGCACAAUUGGCCCAGCGUCGUCCAGGGUAGGGGAGGGAAUGGCCAGUAUAAAAAAAUAAAUAAAAAAAUUAAUGUUUCACUAACUGUAAGUUGCUCUGGAUAAGAGCGUCUGCUAAAUGACUAAAAAUAAAUAAAUAAAAAAAACUCAGUAAUGUGUUGUAUUGGAUUUGCCCCAAACAUAACACUUUAUAUUCAGGACCAAAAGGUAAUUGCUUUGCCAAAUUUUUUGCAGUAUUACUUUAGUGCCUUGUUGCAGGAUGCAUUUUUUAAAUAUAUACUGUAUAUAUUUUUUAUUCUGUACAGGCUUCCUUUUCACUCUGUCAAUUAGGUUAACAGUGUGGAGUAACUAUAAUUUUGGUUGAUUGAUCUUCAGUUUUCUCCUAUCACUGUAACUGUUUUAAAGUCACCAUUGGCCUCAUUGUGAAAUCCCUGAGCGGUUUCCUUCCUCUCCGGCAACUGAGUUAGGAAGGACACCUGUGUCUUUGUAGUGACUGAGUGUAAUGACACACAAUCCAAAGUAAUUAAUAACUUCACCAUGCUCAAAGGGAUGUUAAAUGUCAACUUUUUAGUUUUUACCCAUCUACCAAUAGAUCCCCUUCUUUGCGAGGCACUGGAAAAUCUCCCUGGUCUUUGUGGUUGAAUCUUUGUUUGAAAUUCACUGCUCGACUGAUUGCCCUUACAUAUAAUGUGUGAGGUACAGAGAUGAGGUAGUCAUUAAAAAAAUCAUGUUAAACACUAUUAUUGCACACACAGUGAGUCCAUGCAACUUAUUAUGUGACUUGUUAAGCAAAUUUGUACUCCUGAACUUAUUUAGGCUUGCUGUAACAAAGGGGUUGAAUACUUAUUGUAGCUUAAUUUGUAAUGAAUAAUUCCACUUGACAUUAUGGGGUAUUGUGUGUAGGCCAGUGACAUAAAAUUCUCAAUUUUAAAUUCAGGCUGUAACACAACAAAAUGUGGAAAAAGUCAAGGGGUGUGAAUACUUUCUGAAGGCACUGUAUACGUAUGUAAUGUGUGAUGUAUGUAAUGCUAGACUCAACAUUACUUCAUAGACUAUGAAUAGACUAUGAAUUUAGGUCAUGGUGUCCUACAUAGCACAUACUCGUGAUUAACCUAACAUUUGAGAGACAUAUUUUAGGUAUAAGAACCAUCUAAAUAAAUCACACUUUUAUGGGUGUUGUCAAAUACAGUAUAUUUCGGUGACUCAAAUGGAAACAUAUUACUUACAUACUGUUAUUUCUGAAGUCGCUGAUGGUGAGCCUUUAAUUUCGCUUUACAGUCUUUACAAGCUUGUAAAGCACAUGUUUAAUGACUUCAUUCAAACAUAUUUUUUAUAAUAUAAAACCCCCCACAAACUAGAGUUAAUGUGUUCCGUACAAGCUUGUAAAGCACGUUUAAUGACUUAAUUCAAACAAACUGUUCUGUUCUUGAUUCUUAAAUGGUAUGUUCUUGCUCCCAACAGCCUAUGAACAAUGCUGAUUUGACCAUUCCAGUGGAAAUUGAUGGAACCAUUCACCAGGUAAGUGUGACUCUUUUGAGUUUCAAUUCUUAGCCUUUUUCACAGGUUCUGUCCUUCAUAGAUCCACAAUGAAAGCAGCAGUAAAGUGGCCAUGACCUCAAAUAAAAUUAUAGAAUCUAAUCUCCGUGAUAUCCGUGCUAUGUUGGAAUGCCUCUCCUUCGUUACGAAAGUUUUUCUUUAGUUCAAAGUGGACUUUUUUUUCCACCAUUGUUUACUCAGUGACACUGUUUGUGCUAUAGCGCUAGUGCACUAGGCUAGCAAUCUGACAGAGCUUUGGCCUUCUCUGUUGACGGGUCCGAGCAGCAGGUGGCUAUUUCUGUGGGCUGACGAAACAAGGAAGUAUGACUGGCUUCUUAGAAAUCACUGGGCCCAUCAAUCUUAGUCCCUAGCGCAGAUUCUGCCCAGUCCAUUGGAAAUCACAUCGGGAGAUUGCAGGAACUGAUGCAGUUUUGCUUAGUUUAAAGGCUAACUCCAGACAGAAGACAGAAGAACACUCCUGUUUUAUACUCCAGGCCUGGGUCUGUUUCAAGUAAUCCAGGAUAGGCUUGUUUAAGUGGGGACAGCCAAUUCAGGAUGACUUGGUUCAGGAACAAGGCUGAUAGCGUCAUGCUCUUUCGAGAAAUGGAUGUGAGCAGAAAUGGAGUGAAAUGUCUAUAUUGACAGGCAUAUCCUUCCAUAUACAGAUAAUAGGCGGCACCUAGAGUUGCAAAGGGAGGGUAUAUUACUGUUAACUUUUGAAGUGUACCAGUAAACGAUUAGAAUUUGUAUAACUUUCAAGGAUUUUGGGGAAUUUUACAAGGUUACUUCUGGUGACCUUUUGGGUACUUCAGAUUAUUACAGGUGUCUGUAAUUAUCUAUGGCCCUCUGUGUGGCCUUAUCACAUGUACAAUAUAUACAAUAAUAAAAUAAGAUUUUUUAAAUAUAUAAUUACAAAGCUGUAAAGCAUUAUCCUUAAUAUAAACCAGGGAUGUGCAACUUUGAUGGGGGUGGGGGCCACAACGAAUCUGAACUCUAAUUCGACCUUAAUUACUACAAGUUUAGAUAGCUGGCCACUAGACUAAUUUACCAAUCUAAAAAAUUUUAGCUGAAAUGGGCUAAUUGAGUGAAAAACAGUGACUGAGAUAACAAGAGAAAAUAUUUUUAUGCACAACCAAAUGUCGAAAUUGCACCUUGUGUUCUACUAUUCUACCUCGCAACAGUAAGUUGAGAACCUGAUUGAGGGGAAAUUGAUCCGAGGGUCAGGCCGCUAAAUUGCCGAUCCCUGAUAUAAACCAUUAACUUAGUGAAACCAUUUGUGUUUAAUAUUUCUGGGUUUCAGAAUGAAAUAUCAUUUAUAUAUGUUUUGUACACUUAUUUUAUUUUACUUUUAAACGUUUUGGUGCCAAACUGGUGGCAGUUGGGAAAAAUCCUAAAGUUUGAAGAGUUGCAGAGUUAAUUGAAAAUAAUGCCAUUGUUGAUAAGAUGCUUUUUUCAUUAAUUAGGCUAUUUUCUCUUGAAACAUAUGCUUUAUCCACUAGAAACUCAUGGACAAUAUGGACAGAUAUAAAAAAUGAAUACUAUACUGAACAAAAAUAUAAACGCAACAUGUCAAGUGUUGGUCCCAUGUUUCAUGAGCAGAAAUAAAAGAUCCCAGAAAUGUUCCAUACGCACAAAAAGCUUAAUUAUCUAAAAUGUUUUGCACAAAUUUGUUUACAUCCCUGUUAGUGAGCAAAUCCCCCUUUGCCAAGAUAAUCCAUCCACCUGAAAGGUGUGGCAUGUCAAGAAGCUGAUAAACAGCAUGAUCAUUACACGGGUGCACCUUGUGCUGGGGACAAUAAAAGGCCACUCUAAAAUGUGCAGUUUUGUCACACAACACAAUGCCACAGAUGUCUCAAGUUUUGAAGGAGUGUGCAAUUGGCAUGCUGACUGCAGGAAUGUCCACCAAAGCUGUUGCCAGAGAAUUGAAUGUCAUUUCUCUGCCGUAAGCCGCCUCCAACGUCGUUUUAGAGAAUUUGAAGGUCCAGCCCAGGACCUCCACAUCCGGCAUCUUCACCUGCGGAAUCGUCUGAGACCAGCCACCCGGACAGCUGAUGCAACUGAGGAGUAUUUCUCUGUAAUAAUGCCCUUUUGUGGGGAAAAACUCAUUCUGAUUGGCUGGGCCUGGCUUCCAAGUGGGUGGGCAUUGCUCCCCAGUUGGUGGGCCUAUGCCCUCCCAGGUCCACCCAUGGCUGCGCCCCUGCCCAGUAGUGUGAAAUCCAUAGAUUAGGGCCUAAUUUAUUUAUUUUAAUUGACUGAUUUCCUUAUAUAAAUAAAUAAAAUAAAUAAAUAUGCCAUUUAGCAGACGCUUUUAUCCAAAGCGACUUAUUUUUUAUUAAUUUUUUUUUAUUUCACAUUUAACCAGGUAAACCAGUUGAGAACAAGUUCUCAUUUACAACUGCGACCUGGCCAAGAUAAAGCAAAGUAGUGCGAUAAAAACAACAACACAGAGUUACAUAUGGGGUAAAACAAAACAAAGUCAAAAAUACAACAGAAAUAAAUAUAUAUACAGUGUGUGCAAAUGUAGCAAGUUAUGGAGGUAAGGCAAUAAAUAGGCUAUAGUGCAAAAUAAUUACAAUUAGUAUUAACACUGGAAUGAUAGAUGUGCAAGAGAUGAUGUGCAAAUAGAGAUACUGGGGUACAAAUGAGCAAAAUAAAUAACAAUAUAGGGAUGAGGUAGUUGGGCGGGCUAAUUUCAGAUGGGCUGUGUACAGGUGCAGUGAUCGGUAAGGUGCUCUGACAACUGAUGCUUAAAGUUAGUGAGGGAGAUAAGUGUCUCCAGCUUCAGAGAUUUUUGCAAUUUGUUCCAGUCAUUGGCAGCAGAGAACUGGAAGGAAUGGCGGCCAAAGGAGGUGUUGGCUUUGGGGAUGACCAGUGAGAUAUACCUGCUGGAGCGCAUACUACGGGUGGGUGUUGCUAUGGUGACCAAUGAGCUAAGAUAAGGCGGGGAUUUGCCUAGCAGUGAUUUAUAGAUGGCCUGGAGCCAGUGGGUUUGGCGACGAAUAUGUAGUGAGGACCAGCCAACAAGAGCGUACAGGUCACAGUGGUGGGUAGUAUAUGGGGCUUUGGAGACAAAACGGAUGGCACUGUGAUAGACUACAUCCAAUUUGCUGAAUAGAGUGUUGGAGGCUAUUUUGUAAAUGACAUCGCCGAAGUCAAGGAUCGGUAGGAUAGUCAGUUUUACGAGGGCAUGUUUGGCAGCAUGAGUGAAGGAGGCUUUGUUGCGAAAUAGGAAACCGAUUCUAGAUUUAACUUUGGAUUGGAGAUUCUUAAUGUGAGUCUGGAAGGAGAGUUUACAGUCUAACCAGACACCUAGAUAUUUGUAGUUGUCCACAUACUCUAGGUCAGACCCGUCGAGAGUAGUGAUUCUAGUCGGGUGGGCGGGUGCAAGCAGCGUUCGGUUGAAGAGCAUGCAUUUAGUUUUACUAGUGUUUAAGAGCAGUUGGAGGCUACUGAAGGAGUGUUGUAUGGCAUUGAAGCUCGUUUGGAGGUUUGUUAACACAGUGUCCAAUGAAGGGCCAGAUGUAUACAAAAUGGUGUCGUCUGCGUAGAGGUGGAUCUGAGAGUCACCAGCAGCAAGAGCGAUGUCAUUGAUAUACACAGAGAAAAGAGUCGGCCCAAGAAUUGAACCCUGUGGCACCCCCAUAGAGACUGCCAGAGGUCCAGACAACAGGCCCUCUGAUUUGACACAUUGAACUCUAUCUGAGAAGUAGUUGGUGAACCAAGCGAGGCAGUCAUUUGAGAAACCAAGGCUAUUUAGUCUGCCAAUAAGAAUGCGGUGGUUGACAGAGUCAAAAGCCUUGGCCAGGUCAAUGAAAACGGCUGCACAGUACUGUCUAUUAUCGAUCGCGGUUAUAAUAUCGUUUAGGACCUUGAGCGUGGCUGAAGUGCACCCAUGACCAGCUCGGAAACCGGAUUGCAUAGCGGAGAAGGUACGUUGGGAUUCGAAAUGGUCGGUGAUCUGUUUGUUAACUUGGCUUUCAAAAACUUUUGAAAGGCAGGGCAGGAUGGAUAUAGGUCUGUAACAGUUUGGAUCUAGAGUGUCACCCCCUUUGAAGAGGGGGAUGACCGCGGCAGCUUUCCAAUCUCUGGGGAUCUCAGACGUUACGAAAGAGAGGUUGAACAGGCUAGUAAUAGGGGUUGCGACAAUUUCGGCGGCUAAUUUUAGAAAGAAAGGGUCCAGAUUGUCUAGCCCAGAUGAUUUGUAGGGGUCCAGAUUUUGCAGCUCUUUCAGAACAUCAGCUGUCUGGAUUUGUGUGAAGGAGAAGCGGGGUGGGGGCAUGGGCAAGUUGCAGCGGAGGAUGCAGAGCUGGUGGCCGGGGUAGUGGUAGCCAGGUGGAAAGCAUGGCCAGCCGUAGCAAAAUGCUUGUUGAAAUUCUCGAUUAUUGUAGAUUUAUCGGUGGUGAUAGUGUUUCCUAGCCUCAGUGCAGUGGGCAGCAGGGAGGAAGUGCUCUUAUUUUCCAUGGACUUUACAGUGUCCCAAAACUUUUUGGAGUUAGUGCUACAGGAUGCAAAUUUCUGUUUGAAAAAGUUAGCCUUUGCUUUCCUAACUGCUUGUGUAUAUUGGUUCCUAACUUCCCUGAAAAGUUGCAUAUCGCGGGGGCUAUUUGAUGCUAAUGCAGUUCGCCACAGGAUGUUUUUGUGCUGGUCAAGGGCAGUCAAGUCUGAGGAGAACCAGGGGCUAUAUCUGUUCUUAGUUCUGUAUUUUUUGAAUGGGGCAUGUUUAUUUAAGAUUGAGAGGAAAUUACUUUUAAAGAACAACCAGGCAUCCUCUACUGACGGAAUGAGAUCUAUAUCCAUCCAGGAUACCUGGGGCAGGUCAAUUAGGAAGGCCUGCUCGCUGAAGUGUUUUUGGGAGCGUUUGACAGUGAUGAGGGGUGGUCGUUUGACCGCGGACCCGUUACGGACGCAGGCAAUAAGGCAGUGAUCGCUGAGAUCCUGGUUGAAGACAGCAGAGGUGUAUUUAGAGGGUAAGUUAGUCAGGAUGAUAUCUAUGAGGGUACCCAUGUUUACGGAUUUAGGGUUGUACCUGGUAGGUUCGUUGAUAAUUUGUGUGAGAUUGAGGGCAUCUAGUUUAGAUUGUAGGAUGGCUGGGGUGUUAAGCAUAUCCCAAUUUAGGUCACCAAGCAGUACGAACUCUGAGGAUAGAUGGGGGGCAAUCAAUUCACAUAUGGUGUCCAGGGCACAGCUGGGGGCUGAGGGGGGUCUGUAGCAAGCGGCAACAGUGAGAGAUUUAUUUCUGGAAAGGUGGAUUUUUAGAAGUAGAAGCUCAAACUGUUUGGGCACAGACCUGGAUAGUAUGAUAGAGCUCUGCAGGCUAUCUCUACAGUAGAUUGCAACUCCACCCCCUUUGGCAGUUCUAUCUAGACGGAAAAUGUUAUAGUUGGGGAUGGAAAUUUCAGAAUUUUUGGUGGCCUUCCUAAGCCAGGAUUCAGACACUGCUAGAACAUCAGGGUUGGCGGAGUGUGCUAACGCAGUGAAUAACUCAAACUUAGGAAGGAGGCUUCUGAUAUUUACGUGCAGAAAACCAAGACUUUUACGGUUACAGAAGUCAACAAAUGAUAGCUCCUGGGGAAUAGGAGUGAUACUGGGGGCUGCAGGGCCUGGGUUAGCCUCUACAUCACCAGAGGAACAGAGGAGGACUAGAAUAAGGAUACGACUAAAGGCUUUAAGAACUGGUCUUCUAGUGCGUUGGGUACAUAGAAUAAAGGGGGCAGUUCUCCGGGCGUUGUAGAAAAGAUUCAGGGCAUUAUGUACAGAAAAGGAUAUGGAAGGAUAUGAGUACAGUUCAGGUAACCCUAAGCGUUGGGUAACAAUGAAAGAGAUAGCAUCACUGGAGGCACCGAUUGAGCCGGUCUCGGCGUGUAUGGGGGGUGGAACAAAGAACUAUUUGAGGCAGUUUGAGAGGGACUAGGGGUUCUACAGUGAAAUUGUAUAAUAAGAACUAACCCAAACAGCAAUAGGCAAGGCAUAAUUGACAUGGGAGAGAGGCAUAAAGCAAUCACAGGUGUUAUUAGAGAGAGCUAAGACAACAACUGGUAAUAGCGACAACGUUUGGGCUGAGGCUAAACAGAAUAAACAGGACAGGGUACCGUGUAAAGGAACAGUCCAGCAGGCAUCAGCUGUGCAGCUGAGUGAUCAUAAGGUCCAGUGAACAGCAAUAUGUGAGUCCGAGAGCAGUUCAAAUUGGUGCUUUCUGCACAGCUAGCAGGGAGCACAGUUGUAGUUUGCAUGUGCUAGCGGGCCGGGGCGUGCAUACAUUUUUGUGUAUGGGUGGUCCCGGGGAUCGAACCCACUACCUUGGCGUUACAAGCGCCGUGCUCUACCAGCUGAGCUACAGAGGACCACAUGAACUGUAACUGAGUAUAAUCAUCGAAAUUGUUGCAUGUUGCAUUUAUAUUUUUGUUCAGUGUAUAUAAAUAUAUAUAUAUAUGUGAAUAAUAAAAUAAAAUAAAGUUAUUCAAGUAUAAAUUACCAAAAUUACCAUAGAUUGCCAUAGAUUACCUGUUAAUUACCAAAAUUACAGAAGAUUCUGGUAACUUUGAUAAAUUACCAGUAGCUUUGCAACCCUAGCUGCACCUGUUUGACCAUUCCACAUGGACAUUUAGGGUAAUCCAUGGCAUUUAUGAUUGUUCAUCUCUAAAGAAGUCUGAUAUGCUAUCAGAGGUGUUACCCUCUCUUUCAGUCUCUCCCCUCUCUCUUUUUUAUGUCCCAUCCAUUAACCUCAAUAUCAUCUUGCAUCCCAUAGCAGUAAAGCUGGACACGCAAAGCAAGGUGCAGCCAAAAGUCACAGAUAAGGGGGAGUAGGCGCAUUUCUCGCUCAAAAAUUAUUUAAGAUCCUCUAUUUAAAAAGUUGUUUAAAGCAUUAACAUCUUUGGAAAAACAAAUGUACGUAAACUUUUUGUAAUUAAUCGGGAGUAUUUCCCCAUGUCUUGUUUUUAUUACCUCAGGUGUACGUGUUGAAGCGACCCAAUGUGGAUGAGUAUCUCAAAAGAAUGGGGGAGUUGUUUGAGUGUGUUCUGUUCACUGCCAGUUUAUCCAAGGUGAGUUCACUACUGAAUGCUACUGAAUGCUGAUUGAGAUAACUAAAGGUUUUAUUAAAUUAAAUUAAAGGUUGACAGGAUCUAACAUGUACUAGCCUUAAAGGGAAGUUCAUGAUUUUACAAUGUCGAUGUUAGAUGGUCCUCACCCUGAAAGUAGUCUAGAGGCCAGGAGAAACUUUAAUCCAUGGUUCGGUUUUCUUUAAACAGCCACUACAAACUUCAGAUAACUUUAGUCACCGCUAGCUAACAAUCAAUGGAAGUGAUGGGGUCAUCUAAAAUAUUAAACUUCCCCUUUAAGACUGUGAUGCUUGUUUGACAUGUUAUGUUUCGAAUUCUUAGAAACUUUGCCCUGCCAUUCUAAUCUGUUAUUCAUACACACACACACAUUUCACAAGAAAUGUGUAGACACACACAGCUUUCUGUGACAUACCAUCAGGGACAAUGUUGUGUGUGUUUUCCUUUUGUGCCAGUAUGCCGAUCCCGUCUCCGACCUGCUGGAUAAAUGGGGUGCCUUCCGACACCGUCUCUUCCGCGAGUCCUGCGUGUUCCACCAAGGAAACUAUGUUAAAGACCUGAGUCGGCUGGGCAGGGACCUCAACAAAGUUCUCAUAGUAGACAACUCCCCAGCUUCCUACAUCUUCCACCCUGACAAUGCUGUAUGGCAUUCCUACUUUUAUCUACCUGUAUACUAAUUUAUAAUACUAAGCCCUCAAUUCAAUCAAUUGCAGAUAAAGGAAAAAACUGCACUACAGUUGUAUCUGAGGUGCUAAAAAGGUGUCAGAUGCUCUUUAUGUGUGUUCAAUGGCAUUUCCAUUGAAAGGGAACCUUCAAAGGGGUAGUUACUUAUUCCUUUCAUAUUCCCUAAGGUGUUGUUGUUUCCUCCAAACAUGGUUAUUUAACAAAAUCCAGAAUAAUCCGGCUUGAUAGAAUUUCUUUGAGAACGUAGCACUGUUAGAGGAUAUAGAUUUGAUCCGUUUCUCAAAAGCGUGGGAGACCUAAUUAUUAUUAUUAUAAAAUCUUUAUUUAUUAAUCAAAGUCCCAUUGACACCGAUGUCUCUUGAUUCACAUAAUGUAUCAUAAACAUUCAAAGUACAUAAUAGGGAAUUAGUGAUACAAUUAAUACAAUCAAAGGCGGGAGCAUGAAAAAUACAGAAAUACAAUUUUAAAAAAACAUGUACAUUCCUCUGUGAACAGGUAAUUUCCCAAUGUCCUAAAAUGACCAAAAGACACUAGUGUGUCCAACUAUAGAGUAUUCUGAAAUGUGUUCCAUGUAUGUGGUGCGUAAAAACUGAAGGCUGUUUUACCUAAAUCGGUAGCAACAAAAAUAAUUUCAAGAAUGACCUAUUCCUGGGAGAGAGUAAGGUAUUUCAUACUUCUGUAUGUCGGGAGCGAUGUGAGGUAGUAUGGUAGUUUCUCCACGAGAGCUUUGUAAAUUAACAGAAGGCAAUGUUGCGUUAUCCAUGUUGCCAGAGACGUCUAGCCCAUUUUCUGGUACAGAUCACAAUUAUGUUCGCAAAAACGGUCACCCGUAAUAAAGCAGAAGGUGCAAUGAUAAACAGCAUCAAGUGGUUUUAAAGAAGAGGCAACUGCGCUCAUAGAUUUCGCCAUAGCAAAGGGCUGACAGGAAAGUCGACUAUCAAGUUUCCUACUAUCAAGUGAAAGGUACGUUAUAUUUCUGUAGAAGAAGCCCAGUUAAAUUCUCCGUUUCUUUGUUAGCUCAUCAACAUGUGUUUUAAAUGACAACUUGUCAUCGAUCCAAAUGCCACGGUUUAUUUAUAUGAGGGGACUCGCUGAAUUUGGGCUCCAUUCAACGGGCAGAUAUGUAAGUUUGUGGGGCCAAUUGCGAUUUGACACAGUCAGCAACAAUACAUUGAGAUCUAUCCAUACGGUAUUUUAUUUUAUCAACCACAUGCAUUACUAUGAAGUCCGACAGAGGACAACGUAUGCAAUAACGAUGAAUGUUCCACAGUGUCGAAAGCAUUAGAUAGGUCUAUAAACAAGGCAGUAAAAUGCUGUUUUUUUAAUCAUCUAGAGAGCAUGCAAGAUCAUUGACAACAGGGUAUGCAGCUGUCUAAAUCCAGAUUUAUUUGUAUUAAGGAUACAGUUCCUGGUUAAGAAGGAGCGAAGUUAAGAGUUUAUCAGUAACCACUUUUCCAUCCAACCAUUUCAUGCAGAUUAAUUACCUGACGCAUGGAAAAAGUCUCGACCGGAUUGAUGGUAAUAUAAAAUGCCAGUACAAUUUUAUAAAUGCCGACAGACAAUUUGUUUGUUCGACGUGGUGGGAUCUUUUUGUGUUGGUAAAAUGAAUUAUGCGAGAAAUAGCGGUGGAAAAGCCUUUAUGCGCAAAUAUUGAUAUAAUAACCAUCAUAUCGAAGUAAACUUGGAGUCAUAUGUUGUGUGGUCCUCCCACUACGACUCGGGAAAGCAUGCAGUUUAUUAGGCUACAGAUGAAAUAAGUUAUGAUGAACUUCAUAGGGUGGUGAAUAUGCAAGGUGAUGAGCUUGAUGCUCCAUUCCAAUAAAUAUUGAGGGUCUUAUUCUGGUGACAUGAUGAUCGAUGUUUGACAAAUACAAAUAAAUCGCUCUUAUCCAUAAUAGUCUCAUAAUGUAGCUAGCCAAUCUGCACUGUAUCUGCAAGCUGUUGGCUAGAGCGCAUGUGCAAUGACCAGAGUAGGCACAUUUGCUAUAUAACGCAACAGCUUUUCUUACAAAACCAUCAGUAGAGUUGAAAAUGCGAUGGAAACCCAUUAUUUUGUAUUUAUUUUUUCAUUCGGUACAUGGGAACUUAACGGCAAAAUUAAUUUUUAUGUGCACUACAUCAUCACGCACAGCCUUUUAUCUGCAAAAAGUCAGUUUGAUGGAAACACAUCUCUGGUGGUGAAAUGCGAAUAUAGUUUUAUGCAGAUUUUUGAAUAUUUGCAUGAAACUCUGUCGCAAAUUGGAUGGAAACCUAGUUACUGAAUCGCUUGCUUUUCAAUGAACCGCUAACUAAUACAAUCUGUUUCCACUAGCAUUCCUACAUUCUCCAAACAUGCUAGCGAAUAUAUUUUGGACAUUGCUGCAUAACUUGCUAACAAAUGGUAAAACAGUUUGGAGGAAACGAUAACCCCCUGGAGAAGUAGAAAAUAACCUAAAACUUAAAGAAGUCUUUAGUGAUAGUUGACCUUUUUGAAGUUUUAGUUUAUUUUCAACUUUUCUUUUCCAACUAUCACUAAACACUUCUUUAAGGCAUUUUUUGGGGGGUGGUUAGACAGAUUUUUUCAGUAUAUUAUUUCAGAACAGCAUGUGUGAUACAGAUGUUGGAUCUUAAUAUAUAUAUAUAUAUAUUAAUAUAUACAGUGGGGAGAACAAGUAUUUGAUACACUGCCGAUUUGACAGGUUUUCCUACUUACAAAGCAUGUAGAGGUCUGUAAUAUUUAUCAUAGGUACACUUCAACUGUGAGAGACGGAAUCUAAAACAAAAAUCCAGAAAAUCACGUUGUAUGAUUUUUAAGUAAUUAAUGUGCAUUUUAUUGCAUGACAUAAGUAUUUGAUACAUCAGAAAAGCAGAACUUAAUAUUUGGUACAGAAACCUUUGUUUGCAAUUACAGAGAUCAUACGUUUCCUGUAGGUCUUGACCAGGUUUGCACACACUGCAGCAGGGAUUUUGGCCCACUCCAUACAGACCUUCUCCAGCUCCUUCAGGUUUCGGGGCUGUCGCUGGGCAAUACGGACUUUCAGCUCCCUCCAAAGAUUUUCUAUUGGGUUCAGGUCUGGAGACUGGCUAGGGCACUCCAGGACCUUGAGAUGCUUCUUACAGAGCCACUCCUUAGUUGCCCUGGCUGUGUGUUUCGGGUCGUUGUCAUGCUGGAAGACCCAGCCACGACCCAUCUUCAAUGCUCUUAUAUUUUUUUAGUCAUUUUAGCAAACGCUCUUAUCCAGUGCAUACAUUAUUAUUUUUUUCAUACUGGCCCCCCGUGGGAAUCGAACCCACAACCCUGGUGUUGCAAACACCAUGCUCUACCAACUGAGCUACAUCCCUGCCGGCCAUUCCCUCCUCUACCCUGGACGACGCUGGGCCAAUUGUGCGCCACCCCAUGGGUCUCCCGGUCGCAGCCGGCUACGACAGAGCCUGGUUUCGAACCAGGAUCUCUAGUGCCUUAGACCACUGCGCCACUCAGGAGGUUGAGGUUUGAGCCAGUAUGCUACAGCAAGAAAAGAAUCCUGCAGCAACCGGAAAUGUGAAUUAGCAUGUGGAUUAUAAUUAAUGGACAUUUUUGUAAGGGCUGAUACAUUUUUCUGAAAGUGGAAAUUACGAACUUCAGAAGCCUUUUUAAACCUCAAAUACUAUACAAGUUUAAAAUGUCCUGCAUCGCAGGAAAGUUCCCCUGCAACAGGGUGAUCAAAUUAAGAUCCUAUAUCUGUAUCACUGAUGUUCUCUGCAAAAUAAUGUCUGCGGCUUCCAUAGUUAGGUACAGUUAACAAAAAUAUAAACGCAACAUGCAACAAUUUCUAAGAUUUUACUGAGUUUCAGUUCAUAUCAGGAAAUCAGUCAAUAGAAAUAAAUUAAUUAGGCCCUAAUCUAUGGAUUUCACAUGACUGGGAAUACACAUAUGCAUCUGUUGGUCACAGAUCACCUUUUUUUUUAAAGUAGGGGCGUGGAUCAGAAAACUAGUCAGUAUCUGGUGUGACCACCAUUUGCCUCAUACAGCGCGACACAUCUCCUUCGCAUAGAGUUAAUCAGGCUGUUGAUUGUAGCCUGUGGAAUGUUGUCCCACUCUUCUUCAAUGGCUGUGCGAAGUUGCUGGAUGUUGGCGGGAACUGGAACAUGCUGUCGUACACAUUGAUCCAGAGCUUCCCAAACGUGCUGAAUGGGUGACAUGUCUGAGUAUGCAGGCCAUGGAAGAACUGGGACAUUUUCAGCUUCCAGGAAUUGUGUACAGAUCCUUGCGACAUGGGCCAUGCAUUAUCAUGCUGAAACAUGAGGUGAUGGCGGUGGAUGAAUGGCACGACAAUGGGCUUCAGGAUUUCAUCACGGUAUAUCUGUGCAUUCAAAUUGCCAUAGAUUAAAUGCAAUUGUGUUCUACAGCUUAUGCCUGCCCAUACUAUAACCCCACCGCCACCAUGGGGCACUCUGUUCACAACGUUGACAUCAGCAAACUGCUCGCCCACACGAUGCCAUCUGCCAUCUCCCCGGUAAAGUUCAAACCAGGAUUCAUCCAUGAAGAGCACACUUCUCCAGCGUGCCAGUGGCCAUCGAAGGAGAGCAUUUGCCCACAGAAGUCGGUUACGACUCCGAACUGUAGUCAGGUCAAGACCCUGAACUGUAGUCAGGUCAAGACUCUGAUGAGGACGGCGAGCACGCAGAUGAGCUUCCCUGAGGCGGUUUCUGACAGUUUUGUGCAGAAAUGCUUCAGUUCUGCAAACCCACAGUUUAAUCAGCUGUCCAGGUAGCUGGUCUCAGACGAUCCCGCAGGUGAAGAAGCCGGAUGUGGAGGUCCUGGGCUGGCGUGGUUACACGUGGUCUGCGGUUGUGAGGCCGGUUGGACGUACUGCCAAAUUCUCUAAAACGACGUUGUAGAGAAAUGAACAAUCAAUUCUCUGGCAACAGCUCUGGUGGACAUUCCUGCAGUCAGCAUGCCAAAUUCACGCUACAUCAAAACUUGAGACAUCUGUGACAUUGUGUUGUGUGCACAUUUUAGAGUGUCUCCUAUAUAAUGAUCAUGCUGUUUAAUCAGCUUCUUGAUAUGCCACACCUGUCAGGUGGAUGGAUUAUCUUGGCAAAGGAGAAAUGCUCACUAACAGGUACAGUAUGUAAACAAAUGUUGCACAACAUUUUAUAGAAAGAAGCUUUUUGUGCGUAUGGAACAUUUCUGGGAUCUUUUAUUUCAGCUCAUGAAACAUGGGACCAAACUUUACAUGUUGCAUUUAUAUUUUUGUUCAGUGUAAUUUUGGUGGUUAUGGGUAAAGAAUAUGCUCCAAUGGAGAAAUGUGAGAUCAGUGUAAAUGUACCAAACUAACAGCAUGCAGCCUCUCAAACCCAUACUUCCUGUUCGAGAUUCAUGGCUUUCGUGAUGCAAUGUCUAUCUAAAAAUGUGUUUCAUAUGUUCACCUAUGACCUAUUCAUGAGAAUGUGAAUUUUCACAUUCUUAUGAAUAGAUUAACUUUUUUUAUUUACGAUUAGAUUUUAUUUCUGCAUAUACCAUUACGCAUAUACAUAUAACUAACUCAAUGGUACACAUAGAUUUGUGCCAUUAUGUAAGAAACUUGACUUUGUUUAUGACUUCGCCUUUUCACACACUCAGGUCCCCGUAACAUCCUGGUUCGACGACAAGGCAGAUACAGAGCUACUAGAUCUCAUCCCACUCUUCGAGAGACUAAGCAAAGUGGAUGAUGUCUACAAUAUUCUCAAACAGCAGAGGACUGCAAGCUAG